Nezara viridula (southern green stink bug) is the source of this 1557-nucleotide messenger RNA. NCBI's taxonomy places the organism in Eukaryota, Metazoa, Arthropoda, Insecta, Hemiptera, Pentatomidae. The record is from the annotation of a GenBank genome assembly.
GAUGGUUCAUCCAUUAACAACAAUAGAUUAAUUUAUAUCUGUACUAGGGAGUGAAGAUGACAUAUUUAAUUGUUUUAUUUCUCCGUCUUCAAUUUUUUUUUCUUUUUUUUAGAGGAUUUUUUUUUCUUUUCUUUUCAUUUUUUUUCAGCUUGAAGGAAAAAGAUGAAGAAUGCAAGUAUAUCGUGAGAUCUGUAAAAACACUAACAACCAAAAGAAGCCAAAUACUUAGCGCAGUUUAAAAACAAGUUUGUUUUGUGGUUAACAUAUGAUCAAAUUAUGCCAGUAACAAAGUUAAUAAGUUUCUAUAUGUGAUUUUCCAAAAACAGACAAUACAAUGGCUUCAUCUGAAAAUCGGCUAAACACGUUGGUUAAUGUGUUUUCUUCAGAAUUAUACCAGGCUUUGCGAAGCGAUGAUGGAAACUUAAUUGUGUCCCCCUUUGGUAUUCAGGUUUUAUUAGCAAUGACGCUUGAAGGUGCCGAUGGAAAAACAGAAAAUGAAAUCGCUAAUAUCAUACAUCACUCAAAAAAUGAUAAAGAGAUGCUCAAAGCCUAUAAAGCUGCGAUAAACAGUUUAGAAAGUCCUAAUUUGAAAAUCGCCACACGAAUGUUUGUUAAUAAGGCCGUUGAAAUAAAGAGCGAUUUUAAGGCACUUACAAGUGAGUAUUUCUCGUGUGAAGUUAAUAGAAAAGAUUUCAAAAAAAGACCAGAAGAAUGUAGAAUUGAUAUAAAUAAAUGGGUGGAGAAAAAAACGAGCCAAAAAAUAAAAGAUCUGUUUCCGGAAGAUUCUAUACACGCUGAUGAUAGCUUAGUAAUGGUUAAUGCGAUGCACUUCUAUGCUGAAUGGCAGACCAGAUUCGAAAAAGAAAAUACUAUUGUUAUGCCUUUUCAUGUCACUCCUCAUAGAACAGUGAAUGUGAGAAUGAUGGUUGCGUGUAAAUCAUUCCAUUACGUGGAGUCUGAAAAACUGGAUGCCAAGAUUAUAAAACUUCUAUACUCGGAUGAAGUUUUCAGCAUCAUAAUUUUUCUACCAAAUAAAUUAGAAGGUUUGUCUGAAACAGAAAAUAAACUGAAAUCUAUAGAUCUAUUCGAAGAAUUGUCGACUCUCAACCAACGUACGGUGAAUCUCAUGUUGCCGAGGUUCAGGAUUGAAAAAACUAUAGACCUCAACAAUUUGAUUUCACAACAAGUACCUACAGCCUUUACUGACAAGGCAAACUUCCCAGGGAUAACCAAUGGACCCCUUAAUAUCAGUAAGAUUAUACAAAAAGCCUUCAUUGAGGUUAAUGAACGAGGGACUGAAGCAGCCGCCGCCACCGGUAUCGUUUUAACGCCUCGUUCAAGGAAGACCGUUGAAGAGAUGAAAUGCGACCAUCCAUUCUUUUUCCAAAUUCUCAAAGGUGGUAUUAUACUGUUUCAAGGCGCUCUUAUCGAACCAGAUCCAGAGAGAUAUCCAACAAUACUCGAACAAGGAACAAAUAAAUUUUGUAAAUAAUUAAACAGGAAAAACAAGCAUCAGAGUAUUUCAUACAUUAAUGCUAUAAAAUUGUUAAAUGUUCG